Molecule: messenger RNA, 2096 nt
Organism: Contarinia nasturtii (swede midge)
Lineage: Eukaryota; Metazoa; Arthropoda; Insecta; Diptera; Cecidomyiidae
Gene: fsd
Product: transmembrane protein 183
Exons: 4
Coding region: 913-1971 (352 amino acids)
Biological process (GO): regulation of protein stability
Cellular component (GO): SCF ubiquitin ligase complex
Molecular function (GO): protein binding
Source: RefSeq, a predicted model, not a curated record
CUAUCGCUUGGAUUUUUAUUGUCAAAAAUAAAAUCGAAAUUGAUUUGCUUUCGCUUUUGAGCCUCUUGUUUUUAGUGUAGCACACAGACACACCUUUGACGGUACGCAAGCCGAUUCCGCUUCGUUCAAUUCGUGCACGAUAUAAACGUAUUGGUUGCACACAUGCACAGAGGCAAAUCGAGGGAGAUAGAGAGAAAAUCUACACAUCGUUAACCAUAGAACAAAAUUCCACUCACCGCCAUGUUGCUCAACUGAAUGCGAUAUCAAUUGUCAAACACAAAUACAUACACAAACAGCGUACGAAGUACACAUAUACGAAACUUCUACGCCUGUCAAGUGCAUGCAUUGUUUAUAACUGUGCUAGCAAUGAAAAUGUUUUAGUGUAUGAGUACGACUUUAGUACGAAGUAAUAUGUCACUACACAAUACUCUACACAAUAUUUCAAUUUCGAAAGAGAUGAAAUGUAUUCGAAAUACGACCAUAUGUUUCACUGUCAUAUUUGCCAAAUUCACAUAGAACCAUGAAUUUGAAUAAGUACCAAUUUUGAGCGCAAGGUAAAGUUCGAAUAAAAAACACACACAUAUGACCACAAUUUAUACACAACUGUUCAUGACAGUUCCGAUCAAAACAUCAAAAGUCAAACAUUAUUUCGUAGAAAUAAUAUUUUUUGUGACCAAAAAGAAGAAGAAAAAAACAUUUGCAAUUAGUUAAAAGAUAUAUUCUUCUUAAUUUGUACAAAUAUGCUAUGAUUUGAACAAAAGAGAAAAAAGUCAAUAUAUAUGAUUAUAUACCGAAGAAAGAUUAAAUAUUUGGCUAAGGUAGUCAGACGGAGUUGACGGGUAGUGAAACGGAAUUGACUAGUACCGAGGCAUAGUUGUUAGUCAGAAGAAAGUUGAGCAACUCUUGAAGAAGAUGCCACGAAAUCGAAGUUACUACAAUUAUUCAGACAUAUCAAUCAAAGAGUAUGCCGACGCUAAUAACAAAUCGGGUCGAAUUCGUAAAGGUGUAUCGAACACUAUGAAGUCCGAUGCAACAAACAGUGAAUACGAAGCACUUGAUAUCGAUGCGGAUAUGGUUACGAAAAAAAUGAGUAAAUCAAAAAUCGCAAACGUUAUUAGUGUGGAAGACGAUCAAAACUACAAUUACUUCCCGAAUGAUAUUUGGUUCCUAAUUUCUGAAUACAUUCGACCUGAAGAUAUAACAAUUUUCGCAUUAAUUUGUAGGCAAACCUAUACGAUAACAACGACAUUAAAGUUUUGGAAAUGUUUGUAUCGAAGGUAUUACAAAGCGAAUGUUGAACUUCCAAUGCGUCUUACUAUGGAUUGCAUGACCCGCCCGCGUGGAAUUAGAGCAUGUACAAUCCGUUCAUUGUUCUUUACUUACCCAUCAUUUGUGAAUCGUGUGCGUCAACAAUCCCAACAGGACUUUCACAUGCUCGUCAAACAUCGUGUCGUUCAGUUUUGGUUUCAGCAAAUUGAUGCAAUGAAAUUUUUGUACUUUUACAAAAUCAAACGAAAACUACAACCGGGUUCACGGACAUACGAAUCAGAACAAUUACAACGUAAGGAUAAUCGAACGAUUAAGGCAUUGAGAGAUGUUUAUUUUAAUACGGAAGAAGGAUGCAGUUUACUUAUGAUUGAAUCGACAAAAUUUCACCCAUUACCCAGAUUGGAUAUGAUUGAGUCGAAUGUAUUCAUCGCAUCGAUUGUAAAUCAUUUGUCACGUUCAUGCAAUCACUAUCGACUUGAAAUACAAUUUAACAAUAUCAGCUGUGCAAAAGUUGGUUCUGUUGUCUAUGAACCGGCGUCAUCGAUUCGAGUUUACGACUGGUGGGUGCCAACAUAUUCAAAAUAUGUAAAACAAGGUCUUCAACCUUCAUUGGAAUACGUCAAAGAUGAAAAAGAUUCAGACGAUAAUAAUCAAAAUAUUACGGAUGAUGAUUCAUGGGACUAUGUGAUAAAUAAUUUUUAGCCUAUUUUUUUCAAAAUUGAAUUGAUCGAUACCGUUGAUUUAUUUCACAUAUUUUAUUGAUGAAUUUUUAUUCAAAUAUUUUGUAAAUGUAUUUCAUGAAUUAUACAGAAGAAACGCUUACUUAA